GCCGGCGUCAUGCCAUUGGUUGAAUAGCUUUUAUGGUAUAUACACAUGUAUGAUACAGAACAAGGAAGUAUUACCUCUUAUAGAAACGUUUUGUGUAUCGGACAGACUUCGGGUUACUGGUUUUGUGUAUAGGCGAGACUUCGUGGUACUGGUUUGGUGUAUCGGACAGACUUCGGGUUACUGGUUUUGUGUAUAGGCGAGACUUCGUGGUACUGGUUUGGUGUAUAGGCGAGACUUCAUGGUACUAGUUUUGUGUAUCGGACAGACUUCGUGUUACUAGUUUUGUGAAAAGGCGAGACUUCAUGGUACUAGUUUUGUGUAUAGGCGAAACUUCGUGGUACUGGUGCUGACAGAUGUUCAACAUACGCUCAUUGCUUACAGAUUUGUCGUGAGUUUUCAAUUUAGGAUCCACAUUCGUGAAGUGGCGCAAUGGUGCUUCGCUACUUCGUCGUUGUUUUCUGUGUCGUGAACUUUGAAACGAUGGAAAGAACAGAUGCUCAGCAGAUAAAUGGUGAUAUAUUAGCUGUUGAGUUGAACAAGGUGGCGGACUAUGUGGGGCGGUCGUUUAUACAGGAACGAUACAGGACGUUAAAUUACAAUGAUAUACUAACAAAUGGAGAGACAGAAUCGCGAGAUAUUGCAGGUGAAAUUGGUGGACGAUUGGUGAAAAUGAAUGAAGCAUUGAUCAAACUGAAACAUGAAAUGGAGAGUACAUAUGAAAUGAUGACCUCUAGCAGUACAUACCAGGACUGUUGUGUGCAUCGUGACUAUCCUCACAAUCUACACUUUAGAGCAAACGUUUCGACAGACAUGUUUUGCUACAGUAAACCAAGCUAUGUACAAGAUACCAACAUCAAAUAUCCCACGUCGGAUGUGUUAAACACAAUGAAGUCCAACUAUCGGGAAAACAAGAACAUUCAGUUCCAAUACGUUGCUCUGAAAUCAGGACUCUACAUUAAUUAUCCGGCGACCAAUUUAAUUGGCUGUGAUACUUACGACCCAAGAUUCAGACCAUAUUUUGUGUCUAGUACCACUUCUACUCCACGGGACGUGGUAUUGGUGUUAGAAAUGUCGGCUUCUAUGAGGGGAGAUAAACUGAACGAGGCCAAGCAUGCCGCCAUUACCGUCAUGGAAACACUUAGUGUCAAUGACAGGAUUGGUAUCGUGGUAUUCAAUGACAAAGCACAGAGCCCAGGUGGUUGUUAUGGAGAUAAACUGGCCCCAGUUACACAAACAACAAAACAGUAUCUGAAAGACUUCAUUAACGCUAGAGACGGCACUGAAGGAUCGAACUAUGCAGAGGGUCUCCGCAAAGCCUUUACUUACUUCCGAUACAACUUUAAUGGAGAAGAUUUCAGAGACCAGAUCAUGUUGUUUGUUUCGGACGGUGAUACCAGCACAGGAGAUAAUCCCCUAGAAGUCAUCAGAGAUGAGAAUCAUCGGCUACAAAACAGAGUUGUCAUCAACACGUACGGUAUAGGGACGGGUUUGAACACGCAGGUCAAACAUCUGUUGCAAAACAUGACAGAGCAAACAUUGAAUAACAAUACCUAUGGUUACAUAAAGGCCGGGAAAUCCGUCUUCAUAGCAGAUGUCAAGACUUCGUAUCUACGAGAGGCGAUGGGGACGUUUUAUGAUUAUUCCAGCAUACCUAUAUCCCAGACCCCCACAUUCACACAAGCCUACAAAGAUUACUUCACUAAAGAGUUUGUGAUGACUGGUUGUCUCCCUGCCGGGUACCAAGGCUCGUUUAUAGGCGUGGUUUGUGCUGACAUUCUGCUCAGUGAACUUGUAUCAGAGACUUUAUACCUUCAGCAAGGAGAGAAUUCUUACGUCUUUAUCAUUGACGGCAAUGAAAGGGCACUGAUACACCCACUUCUUCCCGAUCCACGUGACGUCAACGCAUCAGAUUAUGACAUAAACAACAUUUACAACUUUGAGACGGCUGGUGAUGUUCCUGAUGUUAUCAGUUCCAUGAAAAAAGGUAUGUCAGGGAGCAAGGCCUUAGUGACCACAAUAAUAGAACGUAGAGGAGUCCGACUGUUGGACGGUGAUUUACAGAGGACACUGGAUGCCGUGUUUUACUGGACCCCGAUUGUUGCACCUGGUAGUAACUUUUCUUUGUGUUUGGUGAUGGAGAAGAAUAACACUAUUACAGUACUACGGGACGUGCCGCGUCAUGGUGCACAUGAUUUUGUAUACCAUCGGUGGGAUUUAACAACAUGGCCGGCUAUUUCAAACUGUCGUCAUUUCAACAGAUUUGCUACCAAAGCCACGACCACGGUCAAGUUAACUCCGGACGCUUUCACUGACCCCUAUGAAUACCAGAAUGUUGCAGAGACUGAGAGCAAAGUUCAACAAUACGCAGACUAUAUAUCAGGAGUCAUUUCCACCAAUCCUGGUUUCAAGGCAUCGGCAGUGAAUUCAAUUCGAGCCACAGCGCCCAUUGAAGGAUUUUGGAAAACUGAAUCCAGCAGAAAUGCACCCUACCUUGUGUGGAGGUACAUAAUGACAGAAGACGGCGUAGAAAGGAUAUUCCCAGGAGUUCGGUUAACAGACGACUACAACCACAAGCUAAGGCCCUGGUAUCGUCGGACAGUAGCUCUGAAGAAAAUGAACGUAGUUUCGGCGCCGUAUGAAGACUCAUGGGGAUCUGGAAAAGUUAUCACAUUAUCACGGAGCAUUUUGAAAAAAGGAGGAACAACUCAUGGCGGCAGUGACAAAAUAGAAGCUGUACUGGGGACUGAUUUCUCUAUUUACUACUUCAAUCAGAUGCUUAAAGAUAGAUAUCCAAUCUGUGCCAACACUACAACUCACAGCUGUAUUGUGAUAGACAACAGCGGGUUCCUUGUAAUGCAUCCUUUCUACAUAGAAACGACGUCUCCAAUUGACAGUUCCAUCCAUAUCACAUACAAGGAGGGCAGAAUAUCUCGUUCACUGAUCAAAGAAGAAAUAAUGUACAGACAACCGUGCAGGGACACAGAAAAUAAAAAGGAACAGUUCACAUACAGGGUCAAAUUGCCACAUAAGCAUUUGACUGGAAUAAUGAACUCUGCGGAAGGCUAUGAAAUGCGUCCUGUAACUGGUUCCAACCUGUUCCUGAUUCUAAAACAAAGAAAAACUAGCCAGGAUUUACCUUGUUGUUCUGAGAAGAGUUCAGCUUCUCCUAGUUCCUUGGAAUGUGGAACAGACAAAUGCUCCUGUCUUUGUUUUAAGAAUCAGGAUUUCAACGACUGUGAAAACAAAUACAACAACAUAGAUGGGAUAGUUCCUUGUAAUCCUAAGCUACCGACUCUUGUGUCUGUUAGCACACCUGAAGGUGACAAAAAUAAGUAUCUGAGCACAUGUUUUCCCACUGACUGUCCGUGCCGAAAGACAGAAAGUGAGUGCUUUCGGACAUCUGGUUGUUCCUGGUGUACCUCUACAAUGAGUGGCAAGAAAGUGGACAAACAUUGUGACUUAAAGGAAUCCUGUCCAUCCAAACAGUGUGUAACACAGAGUUGCACAUCGAAGUGUUGUGGAGCUGAGUGUGUAUCUGUUGCCGAUUCAUCAAAUACAGCCGAGAUUGCUGCUGGUAGUGCAGGUGGCGCAUUUGUCAUCAUAGUGAUAAUCAUUGUUAUCAUCAUCGUCAUCGUAUGCAAACGACGAUCGAACCAAGAUGAUACCUAUUUAGACCCAACAUCUGAUAUUGGGACAGAUAUGUCCUCCAGAGAGUCGAUAGAUUACACCACCCCUACAAAUUACUACAUCAAGAAUAUGAGCGUCAGCUCGGGGGACGACAUUGGUACAAUGGAUAUUGAUGACGAAUGAACUGAAAUCUGAUUUGUCUUUGAUUUAUUGAAGUAACUUAUCUCGUAUGAAUCAUGGAACAUUGGAGGAGACAAGCCUUAUAUAUUUGUUAUGAUGCACUUACUUAGUUUACAAAUAUCGAUGCAUGUAUGAGAUAUGUAUGACUACAAUAUCAGAUAACUGUUCCUUUUGGGAAUAAAGUUUAUAUAAUGAGAACUCAGUAGUUAACGAGGUUUAUGAAAGUGAUUAGUUUCAUAGGUCUGCAAAUUAAAGUGUUCUAAUGGACCGCUCAUUUCAUAAUAUCCUUAAAUUACACAGGGAAGCACGAUUGAUUCACAUUGUGUUCUAAACACAUCAACAGACAACAGUAUUAUACAGACACAAUGUAGAAUACAAGUAGAAUUUAAGUUGUACACAUCACAAUAUAUAUAUAUAUGUAUAUAUAUAUAUAUAUAUAUAUAUAUAUAUAUGUGUGUGUGUGUGUGUGUGUGUGUGUGUGUGUGUGUGUGUGUGUGUGUGUGUGUGUGUGCACUGUAUAUAUAUUCAUACCCCCUUUUUCCCCUCUUGUACUACAUUUACUUUUCUAUACCAUGAAUAUUGACCUGCAGACCUGUCUUAAGUACUACUUUGUUGUGCCUUGUACAUUAUCGUUGAGGUUAUCAUUACAUGCUUAUCUUUGUACAUAUCACUAAUAUCACUAUGUGUAUAUUGUUUGUAUCUCAGAAGGUCCCGUGAAAGAAUAGAACCCUGUACUAAUCCGGCUACCUUCUCUAAAUAAAGCAGUAUUAAAUUAUA
Ostrea edulis (European flat oyster) is the source of this 4584-nucleotide messenger RNA. RefSeq names its product VWFA and cache domain-containing protein 1-like. The record is from RefSeq and is a predicted model, not a curated record. Gene Ontology annotation, molecular function: voltage-gated calcium channel activity. The coding region runs from base 430 to 3810 and encodes 1126 amino acids. Lineage: Eukaryota; Metazoa; Mollusca; Bivalvia; Ostreida; Ostreidae. Gene Ontology annotation, cellular component: voltage-gated calcium channel complex. The transcript has 24 exons.